Ilex paraguariensis (yerba mate) is the source of this 660-nucleotide messenger RNA. The record is from the annotation of a GenBank genome assembly. Lineage: Eukaryota; Viridiplantae; Streptophyta; Magnoliopsida; Aquifoliales; Aquifoliaceae.
AUGGCAAACGAGGAAGUAGUUCUCUUAGAUUACUGGCCUAGCCCAUUUGGGACAAGGGCAAGAAUCGCUUUGGAAGAGAAGGGAAUUGAGUAUGAUCACAAGUAUGAGGACUUGGCCAACAAAAGUCCUUUGCUCGUGAAGAUGAAUCCUUUAUAUCAGACAAUUCCAGUUUUGAUCCAUAAUGGAAAACCCGUUUGCGAAUCCGGGUUAAUAAUCGAAUACAUCGACGAGGUUUGGAAGGGUGAACCUUCUUUGUUGCCCUCUGAUCCUUACCAGAGAUCAAAGGCAAGGUUUUGGGUUGACUUCAUUGAUAAGAAGGUACAUGGAUCUAGUAGGAAGAUAUGGAUGAGCAGAGGAGAGGACCAAGAAACUGGCAAGAAGGAACUCAUUGAGUGGUCCAAGUUGCUGGAAGAAGAGCUUGGUGAUAAGCUUUACUUUGGGGACUCAGAAAUGGGGUUUGUGGAUAUUGCACUUAUACCCUUCUUCAACUGGUUCAACAUUUUCAAGACCUUUGCAAACUUUAGCAUAGAGGCAGAGUGUCCUAAGCUGGUGGCAUGGGGCAAGAGGUGCAUGGAGAAGGAUAGUGUCUCCAAGUCUCUUCCUCACCAAGAACAGAUUUAUGAAGCCUAUUUGGAAUUUAAGAAAAGAUUGGGGAUGUAA